Molecule: messenger RNA, 408 nt
Organism: Fonsecaea monophora
Lineage: Eukaryota; Fungi; Ascomycota; Eurotiomycetes; Chaetothyriales; Herpotrichiellaceae
Exons: 2
Coding region: 1-408 (135 amino acids)
Source: RefSeq, a predicted model, not a curated record
AUGACCAACACCAUGACCAACCUCAAGUUCAUGUUCGAUAUCAAAAAAGGGACCUUAUCACCCCACGAGCGCACCACGGACGUUAGACACGGUUCCUCUCGACCUGGAUCCACGUCGUCCUCUUCUGGUGUGGGUCAUGAUGUACACAGCGUCGUCUUCGACAUCGACAUCGACAUCGACAUCUCAUGCAUGUUGCUGUUGCUGUUGCUGUUGCUGUUGCUGUUGCUGUUGCUGUUACCGCUAACGCUGCCGCUACGCAAGGGGUUGUCCGUGCUUCGGUUCGGCCCUCAUCACCUAUCACCGCACGACAUGGAAUGGAACGGAACGGGCACCAUCUUCAUCAACGACACCAGGAGGACAAGACAAGGGACGACGCACAGAACAAGAAAAGUCAUUGUGUCAACAUAA